AUGUGUUCGUCUAAGUACAGCUUUGAUCAUCCAUCUAAAGUCAUCAUCACUUGGGAAGUUCCGUCUACCGAUUCUGGUUUUGAUAACCAGGCUUAUGCUCGCGGGUUAAAGUCUGUGUUGAAAUCGCAUCGUCAGAAUAUGGAUAACAAAGACAUGACUGAUUAUCGUUACGUGACUCCAUAUGUUUUCGUGGUUAUCACCAAAAAAAAAGGUUAUCCAUGCAAGCUACUUAUCGAUUCUGCUAUCGAUGAAUGGACCUUGCGGACAUAUAAUCCUGUUAUCAAAGAUAUUGAUUCUUCGUAUCAUAUAUCUAUUCUUGAUCACGAGCUUUUUAUCAAAGGAGUUUCUGAUCGUGUUAAUACGAGUGAUCAUGCUCAGAAGACUUUUCUAUGGGAUUUUGCGAGGAAUGCUUGGGUUACGAAUAAAGAAUCUAAUGAAGAUAGUGACUCUGAUGAUACCGAGGUUUUAUCGGGUCGUGGUACUGAUGAUGAUUAUGGUUUUGAGGAUUAUAUGGGGUCUGAUUCAGAGACGGGUGAAGAUACUGAUGAUAUGGACCAAACAGAUGAGUAUGAUUCUGAGGAUGAUUUUAUUGACGACGAUGAGACUUGUGAAGAAUCUGAUGGUUCAAGUGAUAGCUCAGAAGAUGAUAGCGGUGAUGACGAAGAUGAAGAUGAUGACGAUGCCGAUUCAACUGAUGAUAAUGAAAAUGAUGAUGAAGAUGUUAUGUUGGAUGAUGAGACUGAUAUUGACGAUGAUAGUGAAGAUCAACGAAACGUCGAACUGAGUGAUAUACUCAUCGAAAAGAAUAUUAGUAUAUCUGGACACCAGGAUUCGGUGCAUAUACUAAUUUUGAAACGUUCUUCUAUGGAGCUCAUAUUGUCGGAUGAACAGGGUGUAAAGAUUCAGGCCAAUGUUAGUGAUGGUGAGAUCAGUGUUGCAUCGUCUCGCAUAGAUGUUGGCAAGAUCACUAUAUCUUCCACAUCUCCUACUAAGUUCGAACUCAAUCCCCGUAUUCCUGAGUUAGAUGAGUUUUUGGAACAGUGA
Molecule: messenger RNA, 1044 nt
Organism: Eutrema salsugineum
Lineage: Eukaryota; Viridiplantae; Streptophyta; Magnoliopsida; Brassicales; Brassicaceae
Product: acidic repeat-containing protein-like
Exons: 9
Coding region: 1-1044 (347 amino acids)
Source: RefSeq, a predicted model, not a curated record